GCUUGGCCACAAUAGACCGAGUUCUCCGGCGCCAAAAGACGCAGAUGAAACAGGUCUAUAGGGUUCCCUUUGAGCGCAACUCUGCGCGACACAAAGACCUACGUUACGAGUAUGUGCAAAGGAUAUUACAGUUGGACGCGAUGGCCAGACCUCAUGAGUACCUCUUCCUGGAUGAGGCUGGCUUCAACCUGCAGAAACGAAGGGAAAGAGGCCGUAACAUCAUUGGCCAAAGAGCCAUCACUGAGGUCCCUGGCCAACGGGGGGGGGGUAAUAUUACUCUUUGUGCGGCCAUGGGUUCGGAGGGGCUUGUCCACCGGCAUGCUGUCCUUGGGUCUUACAACACCCAACGUCUCCUCACCUUCCUAGAGGAGCUAAAAGACAUCCUCCUGGACUGCCAACAACACCAUCCUGGGCCCGCACAUCACAUUUAUGUGAUCAUUUGGGACAAUGUCCGCUUCCAUAGAACAAACCAAAUCAGAGAGUGGUUCACCACCAACAGUGACCACUUUUUAAACGUCUGUCUGCCACCCUACUCCCCUUUCCUGAACCCUAUAGAGGAGUUCUUCUCAUCGUGGAGAUGGAAGGUUUAUGACAGACAACCAUACACAAGAGAGAACCUCCUAAGGGCAAUGGAGCUGGCCUGUGUUGACAUCCCAGCGGAGGCCUUCCAAGGAUGGAUUUGCCAUUCCAGGGCGUUUUUCCCGCGGUGCCUGGCAAGAGACAAUAUAGCCUGCGAUGUGGAUGAGGUGAUGUGGCCCGAUGCAGCUCAGCGACAUGAUGCUGCACAGUGAUUUGGUGUGUGUGUGGUGUGAAUAAAGUAAAUAAAAAAAACUUCACACCCUGAUCAUGUUUUCAAGAGUACUGUUGUGUGCAAUAGAUUCUGUUUUUGCAUUGAGUUGUGUUACAGUAGUGUACGUACAUGCAGGAUUUUCUAUAGAUUUAAACUCUUCAUAUGAAACUCACAAAUCUAAAUGCCUAAUCCUCUGCAGAGAUCUACGACGAUCCGUUACUGUAUAGUUUCGAAAAAUAUGCAUUGGCAGUUAUGAAACAAAGAACCUUCUCAC
Messenger RNA from Oreochromis niloticus (Nile tilapia), 1064 nucleotides. RefSeq lists its product as uncharacterized. The transcript is spliced from 2 exons. Lineage: Eukaryota; Metazoa; Chordata; Actinopteri; Cichliformes; Cichlidae. Bases 45 to 791 code for a protein of 248 amino acids. The record is from RefSeq and is a predicted model, not a curated record. Gene Ontology annotation, molecular function: nucleic acid binding.